This is a messenger RNA of Microthlaspi erraticum, 288 nucleotides long. The record is from the annotation of a GenBank genome assembly. NCBI's taxonomy places the organism in Eukaryota, Viridiplantae, Streptophyta, Magnoliopsida, Brassicales, Brassicaceae.
AUGUCACACUUGAAACCGUCAGACAUUUGUUUCAUGGAGAAUGUUAUUGCCACGUUAAAGUCGGUGUUGGUGAGAGGGGCUGCGGCUUCAGCUUUCUCCAUUUCUAGAGGUGGCCUCUUUGCAGCUGCGAUCUGGUUGAUGGGAUCGUCUUCGUUCCUUGCGUUGACGGGGUUGCGGUUGUUCGUAGUUCAGUCGGUUGGUGGUGGUGUUAAGCUCAUUUCUGAACUUUGGUUGACUUUAUCAAAGAUUUAUUCUCAAUUCCAACAGAGGCGCCAACUGUUAAAUUGA